AUGUCAGUUCCAGAGAAAUUCGAAGCUAUCGGGGUUCAAGAUUUCGACAAAUGGCUCGAACCAAAACAUUUUUCUUAUACUCCUCAAGCCAUGAGACCAGAAGAUGUUGAUAUCAAGAUCGAAGCUUGUGGGAUCUGUGGUAGUGAUAUUCACGCUGCCAAUGGUGAUUGGGGCCGUCCAUAUACCCCACUUGCCGUUGGACAUGAAAUUAUUGGGGAAGUGGUGUCUGUUGGUGAGGGAGUAACCAGGUUUAAGGUUGGUGACAGAGUCGGGGUGGGUGCUCAAUGCGAUUCAUGUGGUAAAUGUUCUAGAUGUAACCAAGAUCGUGAACAGUGUUGUAAAGAUAUGGUCGGCACUUAUCUUGGUGUUUACAAAGAAACCGGUCUCCCAACUCAAGGUGGGUAUGCCAAUUACGUCAGAGUGAAUUCUAGAUUGGCAUUCAAGAUUCCAGAUAGUAUUGAUUCAGUUACCGCUGCUCCAUUAUUAUGUGGUGGUAUCACUGGGUUCAGACCAUUGAUGACUGCGGGAGUGAAGAAGGGUACCAGAGUCGGUGUCAACGGUAUUGGUGGGAUUGGUCAUAUGGUGAUUAUGUUUGCCAAAGCCUUGGGGGCCGAAGUUACUGCAAUUUCCAGAAGCGAUGCCAAAAGGGAGUUGGCCAAAGAAAUUGGCGCCGAUCAUUAUAUCUCCACCGGUGAAGAAGGUUUCAGUGAAAAAUACUGUGAUUCAUUGGACUUGGUCGUCAAUACCGGUUCAUCAUUUUCUGAAGGUAGUAUCAAUGGUAUCCUUGGUUUAAUCAGACCAUUUGGUAGUAUGAUUUUUAUUACUGCACCACCAUCCAAUGAAAAUUUGGUCAUUGCACCUUUCGACUUACUUCUAAAGAGUAUUAGUAUUGGUGGUUCAGGUAUCGGUUCACCAAAGGAUAUCGAAUACAUGUUGGACUUUGUUGCUAAGCAUCAAAUUAAACCAUGGAUCGAAACUAUUGACAUCAGCGAAGAAAAUGUCACCACUGCAUGGAAAAGAAUGGUUAAAGGUGACGUAAAAUUUAGAUUUGUCUUGACUGGGUACGACAAAUACUUUAAAUAA
Molecule: messenger RNA, 1083 nt
Organism: Saccharomycopsis crataegensis
Lineage: Eukaryota; Fungi; Ascomycota; Saccharomycetes; Ascoideales; Saccharomycopsidaceae
Product: NAD(P)-dependent alcohol dehydrogenase
Exons: 1
Coding region: 1-1083 (360 amino acids)
Biological process (GO): alcohol metabolic process
Molecular function (GO): alcohol dehydrogenase (NADP+) activity; zinc ion binding
Source: RefSeq, a predicted model, not a curated record